Messenger RNA from Tarenaya hassleriana, 2151 nucleotides. RefSeq names its product SPX and EXS domain-containing protein 5. The coding region runs from base 604 to 2028 and encodes 474 amino acids. Gene Ontology annotation, cellular component: membrane; cytoplasm. The transcript is spliced from 13 exons. The record is from RefSeq and is a predicted model, not a curated record. Lineage: Eukaryota; Viridiplantae; Streptophyta; Magnoliopsida; Brassicales; Cleomaceae.
GAUUCGAACUUCGCAAUGUGGGUUUCAUCCCUUUUUCCGGAGAAAAAAAACAGAGCUUUCUAUUCGUUUCAAAUGCAAUUUCGUGAUGUGGGUCUCUUUUAUUUUCCGCGAAAGUGGGGUUGAGAUUCUCCCCAUAUAUUUUUAUUGGAUGAUCACUCAGCUUCUAUUAGCCAUCGAUUUUCGUUGUUCCGAUUGAUUCUAGGGCGCUGUAAAUUUUUCCAAAAAUGGGGUUUGCUUGAUUUUGGGUUUGCUUUACAGUUUCCUCGGAUUUGCUAUUGAUUUGGGAAUCCAGGGCAUGCGAACUUUUGAGGUGGAGCAGUGUGAAGAGGUCUUCGUGACAAUUUCCUGUUCUGGGAGGUGUAAUUUGACUUAUCCUCUGAAAUCACUUCACUUUUAUACGAUUUAUCAUCUAAUAGUUAACAGCUUGUGAUUUCUUUAAGUUCGUUUGCUGGCUUUUUGAGCUGUGAUUGUUUCGUUUAGCCAAGAAAGAGCAUGCAAGAUUGAGUAAUCUAUCAAGUUCAAACGCAUGAUAUCGUGGGAAAUGAUCUAUUUAAGUGUUGGUAUGUAGAAGGCAUUGCCAUAUACCAUCUGAUAUUGGCGUCUAUGUUCGGGGGUAUCUUCUCUCUGCCUGUGCAUUUGCGCAAAUCUGGACACAGACCCAUCAUCGCAGAUCUUGCUGGUGGUGAUUCAGAACACGCCGUUGCGGAUGGUUUACCGCAUUCCACAGGGGAAAAUGACUUGAAGGGCACAACAAAUACAAUGCAUGGUGUUCUUGCAAGGAUCCAAGGUCCAGUUCUGCUAUGGAGCCUCAAGGUUGUUCUUUAUUUUGCGGGUCUAUGCAUUUGUGGCAAGAUCGGAUGGGGAUCUGUAAUGUCGAUGAGUUCAGACCUACGAGAUCUGUUUUUCUACGAGGCGUUUUUGUAUUAUAACCCUCUCCUCCUCGUGACAAUGAUGGUCUGGCUCUGGGGUGUUAAUCUGUGGGUUUUUACACGGUCUGGAGUUGAUUAUGCCGCAGUCUUUUGUCUGGGUUCUGAUCAUCUUACUCACACAGAAAUAUGGCAGUGUGCAAGGUGGAUGACAAUAAUCAUAUUGACGAGCAUGACUGCGUAUCUGCACCUAUACUCGCAUGGAGAAGUAUCAUUGGCUGCACUGCAACCAGUCCUUUUGUAUUGCUUGGCUGUGUUGAUUCUGAUAUUACCUUUCGGUAUCUUCUAUGCCUCGUCUCGCCACUACUUGCUAUGGACAGUUUGGCGGAUAGUUUUCCCGAUGCAGGCAGUGGCAUUCUCUGACUUCUUUUUGGCUGAUUUCCUGACUUCUAUGUCAAAGGUCUUCUCCGAUUUGGAGCGUUCAAUGUGUAGAAUGGUCCAUCAUCAGGUAGCCACCAUAGCGUGGUUUGAAGCGGACUCGGUUUGCGGCAGUCAUUCCGUUGCCAUUCCGUUGGUUCUUGUGUUGCCUUAUCUUUUCCGGCUGUUCCAAUGCGUCCGUCAGUACAAAGAUAGCAGAGAUGUUACCAACAUCUGGAACGCUGCGAAAUAUUUGACGGCGGUGCCUGUGAUUUUCCUGUCGGCACUGAAAUACCAUGUCACUCCUUAUACAUGGACAUACAUUGUUCAGCCUGCCUGGAUCCUCUUCGGCAUCGCUAACACGUUCUUCUCCUUCUUUUGGGAUGUUCUACGCGAUUGGGAUCUAAGCGUCUUUACCCGGGUUUUCAGAUUCAGCAAACCGAAUCUUUGCUCUCGUCUUUUACACAGACGCAGAUGGGUAUAUGCGUGGGUUAUCGGAAGCAAUCUGAUACUACGUGGGACGUGGACGUACAAGCUGUCGUCUCACCUACGGAACAAUUACAUAACAGUGUUCGUCAUCACGGCCCUGGAGAUUUUCAGGCGGUUCCAAUGGGCGUUUUUCCGGAUCGAGAAAGAGUGGAACCUUGUCAACAAACCCCAUCGUACUUCCCAUCUUCAUGGCCGUGAGAACGGGAACGAGGCCGAGGCCGAGAAAUUACUUGUUGGAAGUAACCAGAGUGUAUAAAAUGUUGUCUGUUUUGUUGUAUUAGGAUGUCCAAACUCCCAAGGGCUUAUAUUCUUACAAAAAAAAAAUGUACGAGUUUCUUACAGAUUUGUGAAAAAUAAUGUAAUUUGCAAAAGCUGUAAA